UAUUUUAUUUUAGGUUUCUUAAAUACCUUCCAAGUCAGCAAAAAAUUAUUUGGACACAUUUUCAGCGAAAUUAGCAUCCAUAUGAAAGACACCUACCGCAAUACUCACUUGCCACCACAACUGAAACUGUCCACAUUUCUACGCUUUCUUGCAACUGGAAGCUAUCAAAAGUCGGUGGGUAACGAAAGUGUCUCAGUAAUGGGUCAGUCGACAGUUGCAAAAAUAAUAGCGGAAUGCUUGGACAUUUUUAAGGAGCAGGAGGAAAAAUAAAACGACGUGAAAGAGCAAUUCUUCAACAAAUGUGGAAUACCUGGCGUAGUUGGCUGUGUGGACGGGACCCACAUGCGUAUAAAAGCACCCAAUUCAAACUGCAGACAUCUUUACUACAAUAGAAAGAGGUUUUAUAGCAUCAAUGUAAUGGUGAUAUGUGAUCACGAUAUGGUAAUUACAUUUGUUGACGCAAGACAUCCUGGUGCUAACCAUGACUCCUUCAUUUGGAAAACCAGUGCCGCAGAGGAACAACUUCGAUUGGCUUUCAAUAAUGGGGAGUCAAAUACCUGGAUACUAGGCCCUUCGGGGUAUCCCCUGCAGCUCUUUUUGAUGACGCCGUAUAGAAAUCCAUCAGAUGUAGUACAAAGACGAUACAAUGAUAAACACUGUAAGGUUCGAAACAUCAUUGAGCGCUGUUUUGGAGUUUUGAAGAAUAGAUUCCGAUGUAUAAUUGGCUCAAGAGGGCUUCAUUAUUCCGCAGAGAAGACAACGCAAAUUGUGAAUGCAUGUUGUGCAAUUCACAACAUCUGUAUAUUUUACAAAAAUUAUUUGUCUCUCAUCCCAAUCGAAGCUGAAGAUGCUAUUGAGCCAAAUGAUGAAGACCUAGUACUUGAGGAUCUUUCUACAGUAGCAGCUAAUAUAAGAACACAAAUAGCAAACAAUUUAUAAUAAAAUUUCUCUAAGUACACUUUUAUUCACAGAAUUCAUAACAUU
Rhagoletis zephyria (snowberry fruit fly) is the source of this 984-nucleotide messenger RNA. Its product is annotated as putative nuclease HARBI1. Lineage: Eukaryota; Metazoa; Arthropoda; Insecta; Diptera; Tephritidae. The record is from RefSeq and is a predicted model, not a curated record.